Molecule: messenger RNA, 2712 nt
Organism: Coniosporium apollinis CBS 100218
Lineage: Eukaryota; Fungi; Ascomycota; Dothideomycetes
Exons: 3
Coding region: 1-2712 (903 amino acids)
Biological process (GO): phosphorelay signal transduction system; protein autophosphorylation
Molecular function (GO): histidine phosphotransfer kinase activity; phosphorelay sensor kinase activity
Source: RefSeq, a predicted model, not a curated record
AUGAGAGACGGCGGGCGGGGCGCCGACCAUCUAUGCUCUGAAUUCAUUGGGAGGGAAUCCUUAUGCUUCGCUCUGCCCGCGCCUGGUGAGGUCCUCCACAAUGGUCACGAGGCCUUCACACACGAGCUCUCAAAGCUCUACCGCUUAGCCGAAAACAAUGCCGCCGAACGUCUCGUAGAGCUCAAGGGAGAUCUACGGAAAGCCGAUACGGAAACGUUCUGGGAGCUUCUUACCGAGGGCCUUGCGAAGAUCACAGGCGCUCAGUAUGCAUUCGUCUCGAAGAGAAUUCUCGUCGAUGACGAGAACAUUGCAGUCGAGAUGCCGCCAAUUGGAGAGCCCGGCUCAUGUCUGAUGGGAGCCGCCUUUUACAUUGGCGACGGGAAGGAGAUUGAGCUACGGCCGCGGAAUUUCAAAUACCACGCUUACUCAUGUCCUUGCGCGUAUAUGCGACACGACAAAGUCUUCAUCAUUCCGGAACGCCUGGAUGAGUUCAUCGUCAACAACCCGAACCAGCUGGCAAUACCUGGCGAAGCCUACAUAGGUGUCCCCCUGUUUGCAGAAGGCAAAUGCGUUGGUCAUUUCGGAGUGAUGUGGUCGCCCGAAGGCGCCGCAAAUCGAUCCCUUGGCUGGGGCUAUAUCGAGAUGCUGUGUCAUGCAUUGGAGGACAUCAUCCUUGAGCGCCUCCUUGAAGGAAGAGAUUUCGCAAAGCCUGCGCCACCACCUUCAAAGCCGGUCAGGGUUGUUCCGCAUGACGCGAUUACCGUUGCGCAGUCCCUCAAACCAUAUGCGCGCAGUCUUUCUCACGAGCUACGGACGCCCAUGCAGGGUGUUGUAGGCAUGCUUGACGUCAUGUUGGCUACGGUUCAAGAAGCCGCUGAGGAGCAGCACGACUAUCGAGUCCGGCAGGUAUUCGAAACGUUAAAGGAGAACAUUGAGACGGUACAAGAUAGUUCAAGACGCGCCGUGGAGGCAGCAGACAAUGUAGUGCACGCAUACGACAUGAACAUGGGCGUCCCAGAAAAAUCUCAUUCGUCAUGCGAUGACGAAGAUGGUCUACCCGACACGGAGCCAGACAAACAACCGGAUAUUGUGGUUAGUGGAAACAACAUAACGUUUAACCAGCUCCGUGGUAGCAAGCGGAAAAGGAAAGAUACGCACUGCAACGGCGGCAACGUUGCCAAGAUCCCAGCUACUGAAUCGAUACGGACUCUCCGAAACCAGCCAUCAACCGACUCAGAGUAUGCGCCUUCGGAGGCAAGCGAAUUCAACCCUUUCAUCCCGGCACCGUUCGACUCGCAAAGCACUAUAUACGCGGCGUCGAUUGACCAAUUCCGGGCUUCUACACCGGACUCACCAUCACUGCACUCUCUGCACAACGUCGUGCCUGGCCUGCGACAUACGAACCUACAGGACGUUCUGCACUAUGUCAUUAAUGACUCACUCAAAGUCGGAGGCAGACCGCAAUCAGCCAUUGCCCGAGAAAUAAACGGCGGGGAGGUUAUUGAAGUGAGAACACAAAGCCCUAGCGGCAUUGAGAAAGUGAAGAUCAUCAAAUGGUCCGUUGGCGCCGGUGUGCCCGAAACAGUAUUGAUCGACGAGAAAGACUUCGCCAAGAUGAUUUCCUGCGUCUUCCUCAAUGCCAUCAAGUUUACCGAAGAAGGCAGUAUCCGUCUUACAGCGAGACUUAGCCCCAAGAGUCGGUACGUUGUGAUCAACGUAAGAGACACCGGCUGUGGAAUCCCUGAUGCCUUCUUGCCGAAUCUGUUCAAAGCUUUCUCCCGCGAAGAUGACUCUCUUACCAGGCAAAGCGAAGGUCUUGGUCUCGGCUUGCUGGUCGCGAAAGGUUUGGCGCGGAAGCUCGGCGGUGAUCUAUUCUGCACGCGUUCCGAAACUUCCGGUCCGAACAGAGGUACCGACUUCGAGAUACGGGUUCCCGUGACGCCUGCCGAUGUUUGCAGCAGACCUGGCUCACCGUUCAACUCGCCGGCCCCUUCUCGGAUUUCGCGGCGUUCCGCUGAUGGAGAUUUACCGCCAUCUGUUCCUGUGCUAGCUGCGUUGGAAUCGCCCCAAACACCGCCUCCAGGUUCCAGGGCUCUCCGAGAAGACUUGGCAGAUCGCCGUCGCAUGCAAUCAAUCCAUUCACCGGCACCAGCUACUCGUCUGACAGCACCAUCACUCGUGCGUCCUGGUCCAAGCGAUCGCCGCCCAAGCAUCCUGGAUGCGCGCCGGACGUCUGCUAAGAAGGUUGAAUUCGAUCGCCAGCUGGCCAAAAAGCACCCCCUUACGUUCUUAGUCGCCGAAGACAACAAAAUCAACCGGAAACUGCUCGUCAGCAUGCUGCGCAAGCUCGGCUACACGGCCGUUCAUGAAGCCUACGAUGGGGCCGACGCAGUCCGCCAGAUGACCAUGGAUCGGGUUGAUGGCAAACACAUCGACGUCGUGCUAAUGGACCUAUGGAUGCCGUACAUGGAUGGGUACGAAGCCGCCGAGCGCAUUCUGAGCAUGGAUAAGUUCAUCAACGGCAACAAAUUUAAGAAGCCGACCAUUCUUGCAGUAACCGCAGACGUCACUAAUGGAGCGCUUGAUAGAGCGGCAAAGGCUGGCAUGAAGGGGUUCAUGACCAAACCGUACAAGCUUCUUGACCUUGAGCGCCUCAUCGUUGAAUACUGCGCUCACCAAGACGCUGAAGCCGUGAGCCCGCCGUCCACCUGA